Saccostrea cuccullata (small rock oyster) is the source of this 1425-nucleotide messenger RNA. Its product is annotated as coiled-coil domain-containing protein 1-like. Lineage: Eukaryota; Metazoa; Mollusca; Bivalvia; Ostreida; Ostreidae. Bases 1 to 1425 code for a protein of 474 amino acids. The record is from RefSeq and is a predicted model, not a curated record. The transcript is spliced from 3 exons.
AUGACAAUCCCAAAUGAUGAUGUCUCUGUUGUCAUCCCUGUUGACGACAUAUCUGACGACAGCCCAAUAGAUGCUGUAUCUGUCAACAGUCCUAUUGAUGAUGUUUCUGAAGACAGUCCUAUUGAAGAUGUUUCUUCUGACAGCCCUGUUGAUGAUGUCUCUGAUGAUAUCCCUGUUGAUGAUGUCUCUGAUGAUAUCCCAAAAGAUAGUGUCUCUGAAGACAGCCCUAUUGUUGACGUCUCUGAAGACAGCCCUAUUGUUGACGUCUCUGAAGACAGCCCUAUUGUUGACGUCUCUGAAGACAGCCCUAUUGAUGACGUCUCUGAUGACAGCCCUAUUGAUGAUGUCUCUGAAGACAGCCCUAUUGAUGAUGUCUCUGAUGACAGCCCUAUUGAUGACGUCUCUGAUGACAGCCCUAUUGAUGACGUCUCUGAUGACAGCCCUUUUGUUGACGUCUCUGAAGACAGCCCUAUUGUUGACGUCUCUGAAGACAGCCCUAUUGUUGACGUCUCUGAUGACAGCCCUAUUGAUGACGUCUCUGAUGACAACCCUAUUGAUGACGUCUCUGAAGACAGCCCUAUUGUUGACAUCUCUGAAGACAGCCCUAUUGAUGACGUCUCUAAGGACAGCCAUAUUGAUGAUGUCUCUGAUGACAGCCCUAUUGAUGAUGUCUCUGAGAACAACCUUGUUGAUGAUGUCUCUGAUGAUAGCCCUGUUGAUGAUGUCUCUGAUGACAACCCUAUUGAUGAGGUCUCUGAUGACAGCCCUAUUGAUGAUGUCUCUGAGAACAAACCUUUUGAAGACAGCCCUAUUGAUGACGUCUCUGAAGACAGCUCUAUUGUUGAGGUCUCUGAAGACAGCCCUAUUGUUGAGGUCUCUGAAGACAGUCCUAUUGAUGACGUCUCUGAUGACAGCCCUAUUGAUGACGUCUCUGAUGACAGCCCUAUUGAUGAUGUCUCUGAGAACAAACCUUUUGAUGAUGUCACUGAAGAUAGACCUAUUGAUGAUGUUUCUGGUAAUAAACCUUUUGAUGUAUCUGCUGACAACCCUUUUGAUGAAGUCUCUUCUGAAUUCCCUAUUGAUGAUGUCUCUUCUGAAAUCCCUAUUGACAAUUUAACUGAAAACAGCCCCAUUGAUGACGUCUCUGAUGUCAGCCCUAUUGAUGAUGUUUCUGGUAAUAAACCUAUUGAUGUCUCUGCUGACAACCCUUUUGAUGAGGUCUUUUCUGAUAGCCCUAUUGAUGAUGUUUCAUCUGAUAGCACUUUUGAUGAUGUCUCUGAUGACAAACCAAUUGACGAUGUCUCUGAAAACAACCCUAUUGAGGAUGUCUCUGAUGACAGCCCAAAUGAUGACAUGGCAGAUGACACCCAAAUUGAUGAAGUCUCUGAUGAGACCCCUUUUGAUGAUGUCUUUGAUCCCGAUUGA